AUGGAAAUGGAGUUAAUGGGAAGGCCUGGGGUUGCUGAGUAUUGCCGCAAUAUGCCUAGGGAACAUUGGUCCAGCUCGUUCUUCACUGGCUGUAGAUUUGGUCAGACUACAUCAAGCGUUGCUGAGUCCUUCAAUAAUUGGAUUCGGAAAGACAAGAGGUUUCCUGCCUGCGCCCUCGUUGACAUGAUCAGGUUACGCGUUAUGGAGUUGAUGAAUGAACGUCGCGAAAUAAGUCUUUUGAUGGACCCAGAGAAGCUCACUCCUACCUACGAGGCGUUACUUAAAGAACAUAUUCAAAUUGGUCGAGUUUGGAAUGUUACUCAGUCAUCUGCAUAUGAGUAUGAGAUUCAUUCACCUAGGUCUCACACUGUUGAUCUGCUGAACAAGACUUGCACCUGCCAAAGAUGGCGUGUUUAUGGUUUUCCAUGCUCUCAUGCUACAGCAACUAUUUCUGCCAAGGGUGAUCGAUACGUAGAUUAUAUCGAAGACUACUUCAAAGUUACAAAUUUUCAGCAGCUGUAUUCAAUUGCUAUCAGACCAAUCCCCAACUACAACAGGCCAGAGCAGUAUCUGCCAGAGGAUACUAUUUUCCCACCCCAUCCACGAGUUCCACCAUGUAGGCCAAAGGGAAAUCGUAUCAAGAAUGCAUGA
This is a messenger RNA of Papaver somniferum (opium poppy), 651 nucleotides long. RefSeq lists its product as uncharacterized. The coding region runs from base 1 to 651 and encodes 216 amino acids. The record is from RefSeq and is a predicted model, not a curated record. Gene Ontology annotation, molecular function: zinc ion binding. Lineage: Eukaryota; Viridiplantae; Streptophyta; Magnoliopsida; Ranunculales; Papaveraceae. The transcript has 3 exons.